AUAAUUCUUGGCAGCGAUUUCAACGGCAACGCUCUAAGUCUAUCGUAUCUGUGUCUCAUCUCAUUUGUUCUUCCAUCUGUGGCGGAAAUCACUGUCCGCCGGUUGGCUCCUGCCAUGCGAGACUAUCGUCCCCAUGCACGGUAGGUGUUUGAUAAUUUGACCCAGUGCCAGUGGCCUCCUAAACUUUUUUUCAUUCUGGAAUCCACCAAUUGCGAUGAACUUUAGCCGCCUCUCGCGAGCUUUAAACCACUGUAGCAUUAUAACACAGCAGACUCGUUUCUUUGUUCGCGACCCAUUUCCCAACAAGCUUACCCAUUACCUCCGUCGAGCUGAAUUUAUCGACUCAAUUCGACUCUGUCUCCGUUCGAAAUCUUCCAAUUCCCUCCCCGACCUCCUUAACAGCCGUCUUUUAGACCCUUUUGUGGUCACUCAUGCUCUCCGCUCUGCUCCCAAUGUAGAGUCGGCGCUUUUCCUUUUUGAAUCCCUUAAAACUUUCCCUCAUUUCGUGCAUACUCAAUCUAGCCUUCUUGCGCUGGCCACAGUUCUAGCCAGGUCCGGCAGGACUUUGGAGCUGAGGUCCCUGAUUAGCGAGAUUAAGGCAGGCAGAUAUCAUAAUGCUCGCGUUAGCUUUAUGGACCUUAUGCAGUGGUAUGCUGCCACUGGAGAUGCAGAGGCAGUUUUAGAUACCUGGGAGGAGUAUAGACGCAGUGUUAACCGUGUGUGUACUGAGUGUUACAACAUUGUUAUGAGUCUGUACGCUCAAAUUGGCAAGGAUUUGGAAUCUGUAGAGAUUUUUUACAGGAUGAUUGAUGAAGGGGCAAUUCCGAAUUCUAGAACUUACACGGUUAUGAUUGAGCAUCUUAUUAGUUCAGGGCAAUUGGAUGCGGCAAUUGAGAUUUUUGGUAAAUUGCCGUUGAUGAGAAUCAAAAGGACUUCGAAGCAGUAUUCAGUUUUGGUGAAAGGAUUUGUGGGUGCCCAGAGGUUUGACAUGGUCAAAACUUUGCUUAAUGAAAUGCGGAUUGAUGGGAAAUUUCCUGGUGGCGCCAUGCGUACAGCUUUGCAGCAUAUGUAUGAGGCAGGAUUUUCCCUGGAGACGGAGGAGUUUCUUAGAGAAAUGUUUCCUGAUGAGAGAAUAAAGAGUAUAGGAUCUUGUACAGAUGGUAGUGAUGAGGAUGAUGAUGAGGAUGUUAGCCAUGGAUAUGUUCACACUGAUGCUAAUGAAGUUAGGUUAAAACCAUGGUUGGACCCAAAAGCUUUGGCAAAUGCUUUGAAUCAAUGGAGCCCUGAGGUGGUGUCCACAUUGGAGGGUGCAAAAUUUGUGUGGACGACUCGGUUGGUUUGCAAGGUUCUUAGGAACUUUAGAUCGCCUGAAACAGCUUGGGAUUUUUUCUGUUGGGUUGCUUAUCAGCCAGGAUUCACUCAUGAUGUUUAUACAGUUCAAAGGAUGAUUACAAUUUUGGCACGUCAUGGGAAGGUUGAAUUAGUUGAUAAAUUGAUAAACAAAAUAAGAUGCGAGGGAAUGAGAUUACCUUUUAGCACCAUCAGAUUGAUCAUCGACUUCUAUGGUGUUUCAAAGAAUGCUGAUGCUGCAUUGAAGGUCUUCCAUGAUGACAGACCAAUCUGUGGUUCCAUAACAAAAUUUAAUCUGAUGCUUUUGUAUUCAUCUCUGCUGCGAACAUUGACCAAGUGCAAUAGAAAUUCUGAUGCCGUUGAUGUGCUUGAAGAGAUGAUUUUAAAUGAUAUAUGCCCAGAUAUCCAGACAUUUUCUGGGUUGAUGUAUCACUUUGCAUUGCAGGGAGAUAUUAAAACUGUGCAGAAAUUAUUUACGAUGGUUAGGCAGAGUGGUGUGGAGCCAGAUGCUUAUAUGUUCAAAGUACUGAUCCAGGCUUAUUGCAAAUGUGAGAGAGCUGCUCUUGCAUGGAGGGUUUUUGAAGACAUGAAGAACUUGAAUUUGAUGCCUGAUACUGCUACAACAGAUUUGCUUGUGAAGAGUCUUUGGAAAGAAGGCAAGCGAAAAGAGGCUGCCAUUGUGGAAGAAAGUUGUGAGGAAAACAACAAUGUCCUUCCUCUUGUUUUACGAGGUCAUAUAUGGACAGUGAGUUCUGCAGAUCUCACAAGAGUGUAUGAUAUCUACUCCAAAAGUUUCAUGUCAACCACUGGCUAGAAUUUCCCAUUAACUUGGGUAAUGAGGAAUGCCGCUCAAAAUGGUGAUGUGAAUUGACAUAAUCAUUUGAUUGGGUCGCGCAUCAACUAGACCUGAAAUCUUUUUCAUUUGGCUAUUUGUCUUCUUGGUUGUCGUCCUUUCUGGUUUAUCUUGAUGCAGGGAUUAACCAACUUUGAUUGUUUAUUUCCAAGAAGCCAGUGUGUGGGCACUUUUGGGCAACUAGAGUUCCUCACAUAAAAAAAUGAUGCUAGCACAUCACACAUCCUUGUUAAAGGUAAUCAAGUGCAGAAACAAUUAUAAAUUCUUUCUCUUUAGGCAAUCCCCUGGAGGAGCUUUCGAGUUGGUUGUUUCCUAGAGAUUGGCUCGCUGACUUUGUAAUAUAGAAUUGCAAGGAAAAACAACUUCUUGCCGUCCCAACUUGGGUUGUUUUAUUAAACUAAUAUGAUUCUUAACAGAAGAAUAUUUAUUUCCAAAAAAUGAAUAGUACAGGAGUUUGUUGCUUUUGUUUUUCUUUUGUGUAUCAAUGCGACAGAAUCAUAAAGAAUUGUCAUGUGUA
Hevea brasiliensis (rubber tree) is the source of this 2720-nucleotide messenger RNA. Its product is annotated as pentatricopeptide repeat-containing protein At5g66631. The record is from RefSeq and is a predicted model, not a curated record. Lineage: Eukaryota; Viridiplantae; Streptophyta; Magnoliopsida; Malpighiales; Euphorbiaceae. Gene Ontology annotation, molecular function: protein binding. The coding region runs from base 215 to 2164 and encodes 649 amino acids. The transcript is spliced from 2 exons.